CUUUGAUUCUGACAAUUCUUCAGGAGACUUUUCAGAAGCAAAUCAUAAAGUUGCAGAAAUGCUUGAUCUAGAUCCACACCAAAGCAAUAGGACUGGAAAGCAUAAUGGAGAGACAGAGAUUCAAGAAAAUGGAAUUAAGAGACACAGGACAACAUUACCUGCCCCAAUGUUUUCUAGAAGUGAUUUUAGUGUGUGGAGCAUAUUAAAAAAAUGCAUUGGACUGGAGCUGUCUAAGAUUACGAUGCCUAUUGUCUUCAAUGAGCCAUUGAGUUUCCUUCAGCGGAUAACAGAAUAUAUGGAACAUAUAUACCUCAUUAAUAAGGCUUGUAGUCAUGCAGACCCCCUGGAACGAAUGCAGGCUGUAGCUGCUUUUGCAGUUUCUGCUGUAGCUUCUCAGUGGGAGAGAACUGGCAAACCAUUUAACCCGCUGUUAGGAGAAACCUAUGAAUUAACCAGGGAGGAUUUAGGAUUUAGGUUUAUAUCUGAGCAAGUCAGCCACCACCCACCUAUUAGUGCAUUUUAUUCUGAAGGCCUCAGUAAGGACUUUAUUUUUCAUGGAUCAAUCUAUCCCAAACUAAAAUUCUGGGGAAAGAGCAUAGAAGCGGAGCCUCGGGGAACAAUUACUUUGGAGCUUCUGAGACAUAAUGAAGCUUACACAUGGACGAAUCCAACCUGUUGUGUACAUAAUGUAAUUAUUGGUAAACUGUGGUUAGAACAAUAUGGAACGGUAGAAAUUGUAAAUCACAGUACUGGAGAUAAAUGUGUCCUUAAUUUUAAACCAUGUGGACUGUUUGGGAAAGAGCUUCACAGAGUAGAGGGAUACAUUCAGGACAAAAACAGAAAGAAGCUGUGCGUGAUCUAUGGCAAGUGGACGGAAUGUUUAUGGUGCACUGAUCCCACUACCUAUGAGACUUACAAAAAGAAUGAAAAGAGAGGUGGUGAGCAGAAGAAGUUGAAGCCGAGUGAAGAUGUUAUUAAAUCCGAAAAUGAUGAGGCUGAUGAUCUGCCAGAGGUUCAAGACACGGUGCAGUUCAUACCAGGCAGUAAAUUGCUUUGGAGAAUAAAUUGUAGGCCACCAAACUCAUCACAGAUGUACAAUUUCACCAGUUUUGCUGUGAGUCUCAAUGAGCUAGAAAAGGGCAUGGAAGCAAUUUUAGCUCCCACUGACUGUCGGCUACGUCCAGAUAUCAGAAAUAUGGAAAACGGAAACAUGGAUGUGGCUAGCAAAGAAAAAGAGAGACUAGAAGAGAAACAAAGAGCUGCUCGCAAGGAGCGUGCAAAAGAUGAAGUGGAGUGGCACACACGGUAAGGGGAAAGGAAGCUGGGCAUUUGUGUAAUGCUUGGAAUGGUUUGGUAUACUGCUUGAAAUGUUUUUAUUCAAGACAGCAUGUGUUUGAUUUCCUACAUGACAGCACAAUUUGUAGUGUCACUUCAAGCACUUGCUGGGUCAACAAUUAAAUAAUGCAGCUGGAAGCCAAAAUUGCUGAUAACUUUGUCCUGGAGAAAUUAUCUAAUAAUAAAUGCUGAAACCUGUCA
This is a messenger RNA of Cariama cristata (Red-legged seriema), 1536 nucleotides long. RefSeq names its product oxysterol binding protein-like 2 (gene OSBPL2). Gene Ontology annotation, molecular function: cholesterol binding. Gene Ontology annotation, cellular component: intracellular membrane-bounded organelle; cytosol; membrane. The record is from RefSeq and is a predicted model, not a curated record. NCBI's taxonomy places the organism in Eukaryota, Metazoa, Chordata, Aves, Cariamiformes, Cariamidae. The coding region runs from base 59 to 1309 and encodes 416 amino acids. The transcript is spliced from 11 exons.